Molecule: messenger RNA, 2778 nt
Organism: Lachancea lanzarotensis
Lineage: Eukaryota; Fungi; Ascomycota; Saccharomycetes; Saccharomycetales; Saccharomycetaceae
Gene: FIR1
Product: LALA0S06e07338g1_1
Exons: 1
Coding region: 1-2778 (925 amino acids)
Source: RefSeq, a predicted model, not a curated record
AUGAAUUUCACUUUCCCAACAACACCUUUGAAACAAAAGUCUUCGCAACCCGACUUCCAACCUUCUUCCUGUUUGAAAAAUAACGGCAACGUACAGCUUCGAGAAUCCGCCGAUGGCCAUAAGCAUAGCGUUUCGCAGGUGAGGUUUUCUUUGCCUGCAGGAUCAGACGAGUACUACGAACACCAACAACAACAACACCGUCCGGGCUCAAACACGGAAGAGACAUUUUCAGAUGUGGCCUCCUCUCCAACAAAAGUAGUAUACCCUAGAAGUUCGGACCAGAACUCAACAAGCCACUUUGUGGAUUUUCAGCAUAAAGUGAUGGUAGACGUGCCAGAACAUAUCUGGCAAGCACACUACAAUAACAGAAAGAAUGGUAGUGGCUCUUCAAGCCCGACAAGGACUCACGAGCGUACACAAUCUCUUCAAUCUGUCAUAGCAGACACUCUGCAAACAUAUCAUACCAAAUUCACCAAUGAGGAGCCGGGACUACUGAAAGAUACGAAUCUGCCGCAGCUGCCACCAUCUGCGCUAUAUUUACGGUCAGAUUCACCUCUAAACAAAUUCAAAGUUGCAGUGCCCUUAGAAGCGUCACUGCCGCCUUAUUUGUCCCCGGAAAACAAGUUCAAGCGCAGAAAUAGCUUGGUUUAUGAUGGUCAAGGCUACAGUACGUUUUUGGGAGAUCCUAGCGAUGAAGACUCUAUUCUUGUGAGUCCAGAAGCCGAUCAAUCUUCAAGCCAAUACAGCGACUUCUCUAUUCCGUCAGCCACUCACGACUACUCAUUCGAUGCCAAAGAGGAUGUUGACCAGCUUCUAGGUAUCGAUAGCGAUGCGAAUGUUAGUCUUAAGAAGCAAGCAAGAAAUCUACUCAACAAGAGCCCCAUACCGAACCGCACAAAGUUACCUUCUCUUCCGGACCCUCCAUCACUCGUUACCGCCAAAGAGCACAAAACAAUCGAGAACACUCGUGAAAAUGCAGCUCCAUCUCAUCACGAAGUAGCAAGCGACUCUCAAAGUGAAGCCUUGAAAAUACUGGGUAGUCCAUCCAAAACUAUCACUAUUCCAAGUUUUGAUCACACCCCUUCACCUAGCUCAAGAGGGUCAAUAUCACAAUUUUUAACUAAAAUGGAUGACAGCCUAUCUUUUCAGGACCUAAACCGCCCAGAUGGUCCAUCCGAGGGCAAAAUGAAUACUAACUUCCAGUUUCCAUCUCCGUCGAAAGCUAGCAACACAGGAACGAAGCCACUUUCGACAUCAGAUGCUGACGACACCAAAUCCAAGCCACUUUUGACGUUUGAUGCACACGACACGAUAUCCAAGCCACUUGGGACAUCUGAUGCUAACAAAGAGUCGAGUCCACUCGCAACAUCUGAUGCUCACAACAGUGACGAUUUAUCAAAUUUCGAAGAAGACAAUUCAUUUGAACGGCGCCGAAAGCUUCUCAGACAGCAGUCGGAUGGAAGUAAUUUUCGGCGGCAUACUCACAGCAGGACUCGCAGUAUACAUGGCACGGAAGAUCUUGUCAAUGGGUUACAUUCACAACACUAUUCACAGUCUAGUCAAGCGAUAGGUGCUAUGUUACCGGAGCGUUCACCCCGCAGGUCAACGCCAACUGCUAAAACAUCCAAGCACGGAAGUUUCUUUUCAACUACAACAUCGACUCCUACAAAAACCCUAUCGAAGCCGGGUUCUCAAUCGACAACUGCUCUUCCUCAACCACUUGCGACCAUUCCUGCUCAUCCUUCAAGCAAUCUUUCUCCGAAAACGAGUUUCACAAACUCCUCUAAUGACUACGGGAAAGUGGAGAAGUCGUCUUUCACAACGGAAACUGAGGAGUCGCGCUCACCAACUCGCGAUGACUUACAAGCCUCUGAGGAAAAUUGGAGCAGAUCGAAGCGUUCAGCCGCACUCGCAACAGAAUUCUUUGAAAGCCAAACUGAGAGUCAAGAACUCGAUACAUCUGUACAGUCACUGAGUUUCAGUGAAAUUAGUAUUCCACAAGAAGAGGCUGAUGCGGACAAAAGUCUCGAGAUUACUGGGGAAAGAUUUAUCGGAAAGGCUACACCUCUUUCAACAUACAACUCGUUCAAAGCUCCAUUAGAUUUCCCCCCAGUUUCCAGCUCAGCUACGGCGAUAGAAUUUAAAUCCGGACUUGCUCCAUCACGACAGCUGUCCAAUAACGCGAGCCAUUCAUCAUAUGAAUCUAGAGAAAGUAUACCGUCGCGCCCUUCAACAUCUACUGCGUAUUCGCAAGAGGGUGCAGGAAGUCUUUUCAAUCAAAUUAGCUCUAAGAAAGCAAACUCUUUCGUGACUAAAAGGUUUUCAAAUAAAAAUCCUUCGCCUGCUCGCGGACUAGCAGAGUCAAAAGAAUUACGCACUAGGACUUUUAAAGACUAUAUUGGAAACAAGUGGGUUGAUGUUAUAUUGCUGGAUGACUCCGAUGAGGAUAUCGCCUCUCCAUCUCGAUCAAGACCAAGAUCAUUCCAUGAGGAUGCCUUAAAGCAUUAUAGUGAAAUUUUAGACCUUUGCGACAAAACGGCGGACAAAGCAAAGGGCGUGAUAUUGGAUCUAGUAAACAUGCCUGCUAUUUCAAACACAGGAAGAACGAAGGACGUGGCUCAUUUGAAUGUUUGGCAUCACGAUGGUAACCAAUCAUCUGAUUAUAUCACACAAUAUCAACUUCGCACCGAAAAUCACCAUCCGAACAGUGAGAAUGGGUCACCUUCGCGGUACGUUUCUAAUCUUGACCGCCUAAGAAACCUCGGAAUAAAGCGCUAA